Lachancea dasiensis is the source of this 1488-nucleotide messenger RNA. NCBI's taxonomy places the organism in Eukaryota, Fungi, Ascomycota, Saccharomycetes, Saccharomycetales, Saccharomycetaceae. The record is from the annotation of a GenBank genome assembly.
AUGCCAAGUCUAAUCUUGAGCCAAGAGUCUUUUGACGAGAAACUGCCGUCUUCACUAAGUAGGAAGAGCAGUGCGAGCAGGGAGUUGAAAACGGAAAGACUGAGACAUCUGUCUUUAGAAGCUGGGAACGAUGAGGAUCGUAUGCUUGCCCAGGCGAUCAACAAGCAGAUUAAUCGGUCGCGAAGAAUUUUGGUACUGACAGGUGCCGGUAUAUCCUGUAACGCUGGAAUACCAGAUUUUCGGUCUUCUAGUGGGCUUUAUGAGCUUGUAAAGCGCCAGCAUCCAGAGGCAAGCAUAAAAUCAGGGCAGGAAAUGUUUGAUAUCUCGUUGUUCCGUGAAGAAGCUAAAAUUCCAGUCUUUGCAACUUUUAUGGAAAAACUGUACAGUAGCGCAAGACUGGCCCAGCCAACUAGAACGCACAGGUUUAUAGCCCAUCUCAAGAAUAGGGGGAAGCUCUUACGCUGCUAUACACAGAACAUCGAUGGAUUAGAAGAGAGUUUAGGAUUGGAAGUGUCAUCGGAGCGCGAUUGUAACACGACCAUGGCCAACCAAUGGAAAAAUGUGGAUGUGGUCCAGCUGCAUGGGGAUCUGAAUAAACUGAGCUGCACACAGUGUUUCCAGACUUAUAACUGGAGCAGAGUACUGUCUAGAAGUUUAAGAAGUGGCCAGCUGCCCAGUUGUCCUCGCUGCCAGGACUCUAACCACCAACGGUCUCGUUUAGGGAAGAGAAAUACAGGCUCUGUAGGUCUUUUGAGGCCGAAUAUCGUGUUGUAUGGUGAAAAUCAUCCCAGCUGCGAGUUCAUCAGCGAUGGACUAAGUAUAGACAUGGCUCGCGGGCGACCAGAUUUACUGUUCAUUAUGGGUACUAGCUUGAAGGUAGAUGGCGUCAAGAAGUUGGUGCGCAAUGUUAGUAAACAAGUGCAUGAACGAGGUGGUCUAGUGAUACUCAUCAACAAAACGUCUAUCGGGGACUGCAAUUGGCAUGGCAUUAUAGACUAUCAAAUUCUAUCCGAUUGCGAUGCAUGGGUGGAUCAUCUGCAAGGAAGUAUUCCGGACCUCUUCAAAACCCAGCAACAAAUUGAAAAGGCCAAACAACUGAAAAGAGAAAAUAGCGAGGUUCGCAAACGUCAGCGGGAGGAAAGGAAGCUGACACCCCCUCCAACGCCGCGAAAAAACCAGCGGCAGUCUCCCUCAGUCAAAUCAGCCGUGUCCCGUACGAGUCCUCAAAAUAUAAAAAAUAUUGAUUCAUCGAUACAAACCACCAUUUUAGAGGCUAAUGAUCUUCGUGCGAGACUUGAAUUUGAUGAAACUAACGCGCGGGCGUGUACCUUGCCCGACUUGAAGUCAAUACCAUCUUUGCAUAGAGAAGACUCGCUCUCGAAUGCCACAGACACGACAAUAGAGAAUGAACUGUCAGACGUGGAUGAUGGAGCGGUAAACCUCUCAACUCACAUUAGCAUAGAGAAUGCAGCUCUUGUAGUUAGUUAA